AUGAAGGUCCUCAUGUUUGUCUCUGCACUUGUUGCAUUCAUCAUAACUGCGCUAGCUGGAACAGUUCCUCUCGAAUCCAGACAAUCCAUCGUCGGAUUGUGGGGGAAAUCAACUGAUAUUCCCGUUCUAUAUUGCUACAUGGACGCUCCAUGCAUGCAAAUGCGACAGCACUGGCAGUCCUGUCAAGUAGAUCUUUUCGAAGACAUCAAAGCACCCAUCGGCAAUCCCACCGCCCGCGACGAAUUAAUCGCAAGCUGUCUUUGCAACGCUGGCAUGCCAGCCCUAACAUCCGAAUGUCUCGCCUGCAUCAGUCUUUCUAGCCAAAAUUUCUUGGUCCAGGAAACUUUGUACACGAUGGCUCAGGAUGUGUGUGAUAAGAAAACUACGCUAGGUCAAUAUGAAAAUUAUGCUUUGCAAUUCGGCGGUGCGCUGCAGUUUCCGCUUGUUUUGCCGUCGCUUUGGCUUAAUGGGACGAAAGUUACUUCUCCGAAUCAGAUUGUUGGGGAGGAGUAA
Messenger RNA from Botrytis porri, 513 nucleotides. RefSeq lists its product as uncharacterized. The coding region runs from base 1 to 513 and encodes 170 amino acids. Lineage: Eukaryota; Fungi; Ascomycota; Leotiomycetes; Helotiales; Sclerotiniaceae. The transcript has 2 exons. The record is from RefSeq and is a predicted model, not a curated record.